Homarus americanus (American lobster) is the source of this 11181-nucleotide messenger RNA. RefSeq lists its product as uncharacterized. Gene Ontology annotation, cellular component: membrane. Gene Ontology annotation, molecular function: calcium channel activity; protein binding; calcium ion binding. Lineage: Eukaryota; Metazoa; Arthropoda; Malacostraca; Decapoda; Nephropidae. Bases 11 to 10291 code for a protein of 3426 amino acids. Gene Ontology annotation, biological process: detection of mechanical stimulus. The transcript has 51 exons. The record is from RefSeq and is a predicted model, not a curated record.
AGUAGAAGGCAUGACGGUGUGCAGGAUGAACACUACUGGUGAGCACCCGGUGUCCCUCAACUUAACGUGGGAAGGACAACAGGCGACUCUGAACGACGUGGUGUGGGUAUAUCGUGCCCUGACGCAAGACAACGUCACUCUCAACGUGCCCACCCUCAUCGUCACACCCCCAGGCACCGCAAGUGCUGCCAUCGACGUCUCCUCCGAGGGUGAGCUGCCAACGCUUCUGACAGGAACGAUCACAUGGGGGGAUGGUCUGCCCGACACUGACGUCAACCUCACACAAUUCACCCAACCCGGGGCUGUAGGAAUUAUUGCAGAAUCCUACAGUCACAACUACACGGACAAUGGAAAGUUCUCGGUGCAACUUUCAAUCGGCAACCCCAUUUCAAACGUCCAGGUCACCGGCUCGGUGAGGGUGAUAGAGCGCAUCACAAUGGACAACAUCUCGAUCGAAUAUAUGUCAGCGACUGAUGCUCCCGAGUGGUCACCGUCCGUCUUCAAGGCCGACACAAUGCUCAACUUUACAGCCAUAGUCAAGACUGGUAAUGCCACCAGCUUUGAACUUGUUGUAGAUGGUGAAGUUAUGGCAAGCAGUGACUCAUCCAUCUCGUACAGUUUCCAAUCGGCUGGGAAGUUCAAUGUGAGCAUGGCAGCUUCAGGAGAGGCAGGAACAUCCCCGCCCUUCUUGGUGACCGUGGAGGCGGCACAGUCAUUGAAAGAGUCUGAUAUUCAGUUCUUAUUGCCAGAAAAAGUGGUUUGGCCAACAGCAUACACAACUGCCGUGAUAAAAAUAACAUCAGUGGACGAGUUGCCAAACCUUGUAACUGGUGAUAUUGACUGGGGUGACAACACGACCCUCACAUCAGUGGAUCUGACGGAGAACACACCUGCUCGAACCACAGGAUCAGUGACAUUCAAUGUGACUCAUGUAUACCAAGAGCCAGGAGAGUAUCUGGUGUCCCUCCGUCUGGUAAAUCCCGUGUCUCGAGUCACCACCAAUAUCACGGUUCGAGUGCUGGAACAUAAUACACUCGACACAAACUUAGUGGUGUAUCAUACAUCAUCUGAUGCCCCGGCCUGGAACACGACCUACUUCAAGACGAACGUUCAGCUCAACUUAACCGCUGUGGUGCUGACUGGUGCCCCCGACAACUUUACCCUACAAGUGAAUGGAGAAACCUUUACAAGCACUUCUCCAUCCUUCGUCUAUACCUUCUCUAAUGCUGGGGAAUACAACAUCAGUAUUGUGAGUUCUGGUGAGGCUGGCGAGUCUUCCCCAGCGGUCACAACUGUGCAGGUAGCAAGAACUUUGACCGAGGAGAACGUCCAGGUGAUGGCCCCAGAUAUAUCGGUGUGGCCUCACGCUGAGACAGAAGUGAUGAUCGUAAUAAUGGCACCAGGAGAAUUGCCAACCCACGUGGAAGUUACCAUCAUGUGGGAUGACGACGCGGCCGACACAUACCUCGACCUGCAACAGGACACCCUUCCUGGAGCCAUAGGAGCUGUGUCGCAGAACGUCACCCAUAACUACAGCCAGCCAGGUGUCUACCAGAUCACCAUCACCUUCAGUAGCCCCGUGUCUCAGAUCAACGUCACCAAGGAGGUGAGAGUUCUGGUUCACCUCUCAAUCAAGACAGUCAUGGUGGAGUACCAGAAUGAAGUUGAUGCACCACAAUGGAAUGCCACAAUGUUCAAGACCGACGUACCUCUCAACUUUACUGCUGUGGUUGAGACAGGCAUCGCUACCAACUACACCUUGUAUGUGGAGGACCAAGUGAUUAUUGAGAAUGAACCGUCCAUCAUCUACACUUUCCAGUCCGCUGGAGAAUUUAGUGUGAACAUGACAAUACAUGGCGAGGCAGGAGUGUCCCCAGCAAUGAUCUUGAUGGUGACAGCUGUACAGCCUUUACUGGAUGAACUCGUCAACUUGACCUUACCUGACUUUAUAGUUUUGCCUCCAGGCGUAGCGACCGUGAUGAUCGUAGUCACACCCUCAGAGGAAAUCCCAACCUUCAUAGAAAGUUACAACGUGACUUGGGGUGAUGGUGGGAACACUACGGGAUCUGAUAUGCUCGCCGAGACGCAGCCAGGAGCAGUUGGGUCAGUCAUUAGGAAUCCCACUCACAACUACACCGAGUCUGGGGAGUUCCUGGUGACUCUGACUGUAUUCAACCCCGUGUCUGUAGUGAGCGUGUCCAAACUGAUGACUGUGCUUGAUGAACUCGCCGCCGGAGCCAUCAUUGUGAACUACCAGGACGAAGCCGACGCCCCUCUGUGGUACUCGGCUGCCUUCAAGACUGGCAUACCUCUCAACUUCACCGCCGUGGUCUUGAGUGGUGACGUAACAAGCUACACUUUCUACCUGGAAGGCCAAGAGUUUAGCAGCGACACACCCUAUCUUAUCCACACUUUCCAGUCGGCUGGGGAAUACGUGGUGAACAUGACAACAUCUGGCGAUGCAGGAAUGUCCCUGCCCGUGACCACGACAGUGCUAGUACAGCGACCUGUCCUAGACGAACACCUUGCUGUCAUUGUACCUGAGUUUGUGGUUUGGUCUUUAGAUAUAGCAAACGUGACAAUAACACUGUCAUCAUUGGGAGAGUUACCAACCAACAUGACACUCACCAUUGGCUGGAGUGACGGUGAGGCAGAUAUGGAUCUGGACCUAACUGGAGAGACGGCUCCUGGCGCUCUGGGCUCAGUGAUGCGGGAGGUGUCUCGUAACUUCAGCCAACCGGGUGAUUAUGUGAUCAUCCUUCACGCCUGGAACUCUGUCUCCCGCGCAAAUGUGACCAAAACGCUCCUAGUACUGGACCGCUUGACUCUGGGCGGUAUCCUGGUGGAGUACGGAGAUGCCAGCGACGCUACGGACACCCACAGUGAGGUGUUUAAGACCAACGUCCCACUCAACUUCACGGCUCUGAUCAACUCUGGGGAAGCAGAGGAGUUUACACUUACUGUAAACCAGGAAGUGCUCGUCAGCACCACUGCUUCAUUUGUUUACACCUUUGAGAAUGCUGGGGAGUAUCAGGUCACCAUGAGAACGUCAGGAGAAGCGGGAGCAUCAAACAGUAUGGUGAGCUGGGUGAAGGUAGCGAGGCCCCUGGGGAGAGAGGAUGCUGAGGUAGAGGCGCCAAAGUUUGUUGUGUCGCCGCCUGGUAAUAUUAACGUGACCUUUACACUAACAUCACCGGAAGAAGUCCCGACCAAUGUGACGGGUUUGAUCAGUUGGGGGGAUGGGAAACCUCCUGAGGAAGUCACUCUUGAGAGAGACACACCAGCAGGAGCUAAGGGACCCAUAUCACUGAUCCUGAGGUAUAUAUACUCGAAGCCUGGCGACUAUGGACUUAACUUGUAUAUGAAGAAUCCUGUGUCUCGUCUUAACCUUUCUGAACUGGUGUCAGUGGUACAGAAGCUGGAACUCACCGACUUAGUUAUAACUCUGAAGGAGGGUGAUGAGAGUAAGACAAGACCUCAAAGUUUCUACUACAUGACGGACAGUGUGAACAUCAAUCCGGGCAGCGUCAAGGGCGAGGUAGACAACUACACUCUGUCAGUCAGUGGCCGAGACGACCUCAUGCAGACAACACCCAUCUUCACCCUGACUUUUGAUAGAGAGAGUGACUAUGAGGUAGCUGUAAUAGCAGAGGGCCUGGCAGGAGCUUCCAACGUUGUGUCUGGAUGGGUGCGGGUUCGUGAUAGCUUACAUGAUCUGGAGGUCGAGGUGUCUGACAUAGAAACUCGAGUUGAUCUGGAGAUUUCCUUUAAGAUACAAGCGCCAGUAUUCCUCGGUGCCUGCCUCACUGUCGACCUCGGGGAUGGUUACUUGGUGGGCUGGAAACGAACUGAUAAGUGUGAAGGUAAAGAGGCUGGUGAGGUAGAAUGGGAGACAAAACCGCUCUCAGAAUCAGUGACUUUUUACUAUGAAUACACAACGCCAGGAAAGUACGAAGCAAAAAUUCGAUUGUUCUCUAUUAUGGCAGAACUUGUGGAAAAUAUCAAUAUUACAGUUUUUGACACUCUCCCUUGCGAUCAUCUUAAUGUCUGGAUCCAGAAGAAUGGCACCUUGGAGGCCCCAGUCAACAUAACACGUGCAAGCAAGCUUUGGGUCAGGAGCUUCGCUGAGGUUAAUUGCAGUGUCCCUGAAAUAAGCAUGGAAAUCAACUGGGGGAUGACGCGUGUGAACGAUAGCAUGGAGGAGGACCUGUCAGCUGUGGACACCACCAAGGGCGUCUUGUUCCUGCCAGUGCGUACCCUUCACUAUGGUCUGUAUCGUGCCAUCGUGUCAUACAACAUCUCCAUGACAAAUACUAGAGGUUCAGACGUGUGGGUAGCACUAGAGGCAGAGUCAGUGAUCCAAGUUGGCAAAAGUGACUUGAUGGUGUUGAUGGUGAAGGGCGGCGCCCCUAGGAUCCGUCGUGGGACUCUACAGACACUUACCCUCACACCAGGACACAUCUCCUAUGACCCAGACUAUCCUGAGAUACCGCUCAUUUCUUAUGUUUGGUCGUGUCGUAUGGAGAAUGAAGAUCUACCAGCACGAGGUGUGGUCUCUGAUAAGCCAAACAACAGAAAUAAAUACGAGGGGAAGAAUGACAUGGGAGGCUGCUGGGGGGAAGGACCUGGCUGGAUGUCCCUAACAAAGCCAACCUUCACUAUUGAUAUCGACAUUUUCCGAAAUCCCGACAAAACUUACAUUCUUCAAGUUAUUGCUAGUAGUGUUGAUGGGCGUCAAGGCACGACAGCAGUGGAGGUGGAGGUGGUGGUGGGCGACCCACCCACUCUGGUGUCCGGAUGUUCCCCUCCCUGGUUCUGUACACAGAUCCCAGGGGCUCAGCUGGUCAACCUCGCCAAGGUCAUCAUCAAGAGUGGCUGUGAGGUGAUGCCAGGGAAAGAAGCCAUCGGUGAGGACGGGUGUGGGAAGGUUCCUCUGUUGUACUCCUGGAAGGUGUUUGGUGUAGAGCCGUCGGGUGCGAGGACACUCCCACUUAACAUUACUGGUGUUACUAUAGGAGCAAGCCAGUAUAAGCUAGCACUCCUGGAUGCCUUCUGGGAGAUAUAUGGUUCCAUCUACCAACUGUUUGAUGUACAAGUGACGGCUCAGCGCCCAGGAGAAACCGCUCAAGGUCUUGCAGUACAACGCCUCCAGAUCAACAAAGCACCAGAGGGCGGGUCAUGUAGUGCAGAGAUCUUGACUAUCACGGAGGAGGAGGAGGAGGGGGUGCAGGUGGGGGUGCAGGUGGAGACAAGAGUUGGGAAGGUUGUGCCCACGUUAGCCGUUACAGCUCUGGUUGACACGGUCGUCUGUAACUGUACUGACUGGGAAGAUCCUGAAGGCUUUGAAAUACCUAAAUACUCCUUCUUUGCCUUAUCAGACAAAGGUGAAAAGAUGAUCUUAGCUUUUGGGUCGAGUAGUGUGGGUCAGGUGGUGCUGCCGUACGGUAACCUGUCUCUGUGGGGUGCCGUCAGUGAUCACAUGGGAGCUGAGACACAUUACCUUAUCGCCAACAUUGACUCUCUCCUGCCCACCAAGAUGGCCUUUGAUGAAUACUUGGCCAGAAAUGAACUGACGAAGGCGGUGGGUGCUCGUGACCAGACAAAGGUGGAUAUGUUGCUCCGAGCCGAGAAGUCCUUGAAGGGCAUCACUCUCUCUGCCGAAGAUGAGGUGUCAGAGUCUUCAGGAGAGGAGCCAGAGCAAGAUGAGAACGCGUCGCUGGAGAAGAACAAGAACAUGUUAGGAGCCGUUGACAAGUUUUCUGUGACUAACAUGGAUGAAGUUAUCCAGGUUAACAACAUUCUGGGAGCUGUAGCUGACCCACUACCCAAGGAGAACCAGGGGUCGGCAGUAGAUAUGUUGGUAACACUGUCGUCAGCGGCAGAUAAAGAGGCGCCACUCUCCCAGCAGAAGGAUUUCGUGGCUGGAGCCCUGGCCACUACUGCUAACCUCAUGAAAGGUGUUAAUAAAAGCGUGAAGAAGUCGAAUAGUACCAACUCGACGAAUGAAGAUACUUUCAAACUGAUGAAGAUGACGAGAGCAAGAAGAAUGAAAAGAAUGGCAGUUAACGAGUCCUUUGAAAUAUAUGAUGAAGAAGAAGAUGUGGAAAUCGCUCCAUAUGAACCAAGUGAAGACGAUCAGGAUGCAAAUGAGAAGGUGGGGAAAAUGCUUGAUGUCGUCGGGGCCUCACAGGGAGCACUGCUACAAUCGUCUGUCGUGGGGGAAGAACCAGCUAAGAUUGAUGCUGGGGACCAGGUCAAUAUGGCUGUUGGUUUCUUUGAUGCUGCUGACUUGGAGGGAAGAGUUGUGGAGGUAGGGGGAGCCGUGUACGUGUUCCCCGGCUACUGCGCCAUCACCAGACAGGAGGCCAGCUGUCUCACCAAUAAGUCUAUCACUAUAGGUGUACAGAUGGCUAAGUGGAAGGGUCAGGUGCAUGGGUACGGAGGAGGUCGGGACCAGCUCAGUGAGGACUCAGCCACUGUCCAACUCUCCCUCGUGGACUCGAUGUCAAUGCCCAUCCCCGUCAACGACUCUCUCGAGGACUUCAUCAUGUAUAUUCCAAGAGCUCAAGAAACAGUCUCGGAGCCAACACUAAUUGAACCCACCGUAUCACCCCUCAUGGCCCUCAGCAUCCACAACAUCUUCGUGCCAGCACCUCGAGUCGGGGUCACCGUGUUGGUCCGGCCUGAGAAUGACUCUGACGUGGAUGAAUGGGUCUUGGCCUGGUCCUCCUCAACACUCAAUGGUUCACUGGAGUUUACGGAGAAUCUUGUGUACUUCAACAACCUGACUUACCAUCCAGACACUGGCUUCUAUGAACUCUUCCUCGACUCUGAAGUCAUCGACGACGUAACGGGGAUGUACUCUGUGGGUAUUGGCCGGUAUAACGUGACCAUCCCUGAGCCCCAAGAGCACCCAUGUUUCGAGGACCCCCCCAACAACACUAUCCUACUGAGUUAUGACACCCAGUUCAACUCGAGUUAUUACUUCAGCACCUUCACCUCCUCCUGUCUUUUCUUCGACAAGGAACUUCUUACCUGGAGCAGUGAUGGUUGUAAGGUAAUCGGCGCCAACUCUACCGUAACGAUGUGCUCGUGUAACCACCUCACCUCCUUCGGGUCUGGCUUCUUCAUCAUGCCCAACACCAUCGACUUCUCCUACGUCUUCGCCAAUGCUGGUUUCACCGACAACCUCACCAUCUAUCUCGUUCUCAUUAUCUCCAUAGGACUCUAUCUCAUCGGCCUCAUCUAUGCACGAAUUAUGGACAAGAAAGAUGUGGAGAAAGUGGGAGCGACGCCACUACCAGACAACAACCCUGACGACCACUACCUCUAUAACCUAAUGGUGCACACAGGCCAGCUCCCCAGUGCUGGUACCAAGUCGAAGGUUCAGUUCUUGUUGGUGGGUGACUGGGAUGAGACAGAUGUUCGGACCCUCAACGAAGACGACAAGCGAACUCUGUUGACCAGGGGAGCCUCUGAUCAUUUCAUCAUGGCCACAGAAAGGCCGCUGGGACCACUCCACUACCUCAGGAUCUGGCACGACAACAGCGGUAAGGCGAAGGAAGCUUCCUGGUUCUUUGCCUAUAUGGUGGUGCGGGAUGUUCAGACCGGCGAGGAGUUCCAAUUCAUCUCAAAUCAGUGGCUGGCUGUUGAGGAGGGAGAUGGACAGGUUGACCGUCUUGUGGCCGUUGCCGGGGAGCAACAACUCAAGGACUACUCUCACGUCUUCGGCAAAACGGUGCAGAAAAAUCUUGCUGAUGAUCACCUGUGGUUCAGCGUGUUCCUACGGCCGCCUCGAUCACGGUUUACCAGGGUACAGAGGCUCUCGUCUUGUAUGGCGCUCCUUUACCUGUCCAUGCUGGUCAACGCGAUGUUCUAUCAAAGAGUGCCCGACGAGCCUGGUAGUGGAGGCUUGAAUCUAGGACCAAUUAGUGUGUCUCCGGAGGCCCUGGGCGUCGGCUUCAUAAGCAACCUGAUCGUGUUCCCGCCCUCCUUCUGUAUCGUCUUCUUCUUCAGGAAAUCUCGACCCAGGAAAGAAAAAUCGUCUCGAUUGAAAGCAGCUCUCAGUAAACAGAACCCGUCUGUCUACGGUGAUGUGGAGGCGUCAGGUGGUAUCAAGACACAUCCUUCCUCUUCAUCCUCCUCCUCCACCUCCACCAGGACCACCAGGAAGAAGCUCAUCACCCCAGCCACCGUGAACACCGACAAGAGGAGUGUUGACAGUCAUGAUACUAAGUUGAAGAGGAAGAAGAAGCUGACACUGCCGUGGUGGUGUGUCAUCAUUGCUUGGGUCCUGUGCGCCAUCAGCAUUGCCGUGGCGGUCUUCUUUCUCUGGGCGUAUGGUAUCCAGUUUGGCAACGAGAAGGCGACCAAGUGGCUGACGGCGCUGAUAUCGUCUAUAUUUUCCAGUGUUCUCUUCACGCAGCCUGUUAAGAUCUACCUCAUGGCCAUGUUACUGUCGUGGAUCCUCAAGAAACCUUUAGACGAGUUCGAAGACUACGACGAUGACGAGGAAGAGUUCGAACUGGGCAGUGACGAGGAACUUCUUCACAGUCCUCCCAGCUCACAAGGUAGCCGUAAACGUAAACGCGCCCAAGUAGGAGCGGGUCUCUCAGAGGAGGAGCUGGCCGCCGCGAAGGAGCGAAGGAAACAGGAACUGGCCAUGCAAGAGCUACUGUUGGAGAUUUUCGUUUACCUCAUCUUCCUCACCAUCAUCCUCUCCAUCAGUCACGGAUCUAAGGACCCCAAUACCUACUUGAUGAGGACCAACCUGGCGGACACGUUUGCCCACUCGUCGUCAUCCACCUGCCCUGAGUUUGCUAAGAUUAAUCAGAACAAUCACUUCUGGUGCUGGGCAAGAGAGGCUCUGGUGCCCAACCUACUCAACACAACACUCUACAACGGUGAGCACCGCCCUCAGGAGAUGUGUGGGACUCUGGUAGACCGCAUCACCUUCCUCCUGGGUCAUCCUAUCAUCAGGCAGAUACGAGUUGGCCCUGGCGAUCCCGAGCAGCACCCAGCAGCCCGAGCUAUAACAGACGACGAGCGAGACUUUGGGACAGGUUGGAACAUCUCGGGCCCGACUGACUCAAAGUUCGAGUACAGAUCUGCACUACAGAUUCACGGCUUCCCUUACGAUGGAACGCUGGCAAGUUAUGGUGGCGGAGGCUACCUGGUGGAACUGAGAGGCACAAUGUCUAAAGUUAUGUGGAUUUUGGACACACUGGAGGCUCAGGAGUGGGUGGAUGAACACACUAAAGCUCUCUUCGUUGAGUUUGCUGUCUUCAACCCACAGGUAAAUCUGUUUGCUGUUACGAUGUUUGUGAUUGAGUUUAUUCCUGGUGGAGGGGUUCUUCCUAAGUUUGAGUUCCAGGGGCUGAAGCUGCUACGGUAUCACACUCCUGGCGGGGCUUAUGUCCUAGCUGUGGAGAUUCUCUACAUCAUCUUCACCUUCUUCUACACGAGACGCGAAUACAAGUCCUUAAAGAAGCUUGGCUGGUCAUACUUCAAGUCAAUAUGGAAUCUUUUCGAAAUUUGUGUGAUUAUUCUAUCAUAUAUUGCUAUUGUGUUUUACUUGUUAAAAACUUCAUUGACGUAUUAUCUUCUGGAAAAAUUCGUAGCAACCAAAGGCAAGAAAUACAUCCGCAUACAGCCAUUAGCCUUUCUGGAUGAUGUUCUCAGUUACGUCAUCGCUUUCCAAGUGUUCAUCGGUACCUUAAAGUUACUCAAGCUCCUGAAAUUUAACAGACGUAUUGGUAUGUUGUCAGCCACACUGAAAGACGCCGCUGUGGACAUUCUGGGCUUCGGUCUUUUCUUCAUAGUUUUAAUUUUCAGUUUUGUCACUGUCUUCUACUUAAACACAUUAACCUACGUCAAGGAAUUCUCCACGUUUAUCAAAGCUGCUGAAUCGAGCUUCUUUGUCAUCAAUAAAAAGUUUAAUGACAUACAGGCCGCGUCCCCAAUUCUUGGUCCAAUAUUUUACUUCACUUUCGCCUUCAUAAUGUACUGGAUAGUGUUCCAGCUCCUCAUCGCCAUUAUCUGUCACUCCUUCGCUAAAGUGAGUCAGGAUAUAUCACGUCAGCCUAAUGACUAUGAGGUAGUGGAGUACAUCAUCGCCCGAUUGUCUGCCUAUCUCUCGGCUCUACGACCCAACAGUGUUCAAAAUGUCAACAUCGCGCCACCGAAGCCGCCAGACGUCAAGUCCCAGUUGUGGCACAUCAACACCUCUCUAGAUCGUUCUCUGUCUGUUUUAGACCGCUCGUUGCCCUCAAAGAAAGGAAAAGGAACGUGAUCAGGAAAAUAAAAUAUACAAUAUUUUGUAGUUAAUCAAAUACGUAGAUUAUUUUUGUGAAUAUGAGGUUGUUGGUGUAAUGCUUUAAAGGUAAUCAUAUAAAUGAGCAGCAUCGUAUCUAUGGUAGUAGUAGUGAAAAAAUAGUCAUUUGUAGUGUUUUGGCCAAACUUUAUUUUCCUCAGCUUGUGAUUCACAUACCCACCAAACUUAAAGGUUUUUCCUGGUUCACGUGAUGUGUGGUGUACAGGAUGAUUCACUUGUUUGUUAUUAAUGAUGUUUUAGUGCUCUCUCUCUCUCUCUCUCUCUCUCUCUCUCUCUCUCUCUCUCUCUCUCUCUCUCUCUCUCUCUCUCUCUCUCUCUCUUUUAGAUUACGGUUAUAUUAUCAAGACUCAGAGACUACAAUGGAGUGAAUCACCAUAUAAAGUAGCACAGUAAAAAGAAUAUAACCCAUUAUUACAUAUAACUACAGUACAAUAGGUAGAGUAGAUCUUGCUUCUAGUAAAGUAUUCAGUAGCGGCCUUAAUGAUAACCUAACACUUACUAAUAUAUUAUGUUACGUUUUAACACUGCAUCAAUAUACAUAGGAGCAUGCCACAUAGAACUCCAGGCUUUUUAACAUACUCUCUCUCUCUCUCUCUCUCUCUCUCUCUCUCUCUCUCUCUCUCUCUCUCUCUCUCUCUCUCUCUCUCUCAAAUCCUCUUUUAUCACACCACUCUUCAUAUGGCUUUGGUCUAAUGUUUCUUAUAUAUAUAAUAAUAAUAAUAGUUGUACCUGUACCUGACUUAGCUAUUUAUUGAUAUAAGACGUAGCAUCUCACUGUGUAAUAAACUAACAUAUUUGUAGUACAGUAUGUAGUGAAAAUUGUGAAUAAAAUAACUAAUAGAAUACUA